AUGCGCGCCGGAUUCUUUGCUGUCCUUUUCGCCUCGGCUUCUAUCUUGGUGUCCGCAGCUCCGUUCCCUAGCGUUGGCCACCAACCGCCACAGCCCCCGCAUCAGGUGCAUCAGGCGCAGCAGCCUACACCUCUAGAUGCACAUCUAGCCCUGGAUGCCCACCAUCGUCAGCAAGCCGCGCACCACAUAGAGCAGGCACAGCACCAUCAAAAUGCAUACCAGACAGCGACUGAAAAUCAUAACAACGAAGCUGCUCACACGCACCAGCAGCAACGUGAUCACCAUUUCCAACAAGCGACACACCAUCUUGAUCAAGCCAGCCACCAUCGCGCCCAGGCCGCCGCUCUGACUAAUGGUCAGAAUGUUCACCAUCGGAGCAUAGACGAGUUGAAUUAG
This is a messenger RNA of Serendipita indica DSM 11827, 396 nucleotides long. The record is from the annotation of a GenBank genome assembly. NCBI's taxonomy places the organism in Eukaryota, Fungi, Basidiomycota, Agaricomycetes, Sebacinales, Serendipitaceae.